This is a messenger RNA of Paecilomyces variotii, 2388 nucleotides long. Its product is annotated as putative peptidyl-prolyl cis-trans isomerase. The record is from RefSeq and is a predicted model, not a curated record. Gene Ontology annotation, biological process: protein folding; protein peptidyl-prolyl isomerization. NCBI's taxonomy places the organism in Eukaryota, Fungi, Ascomycota, Eurotiomycetes, Eurotiales, Thermoascaceae. The coding region runs from base 237 to 2129 and encodes 630 amino acids. Gene Ontology annotation, molecular function: protein binding; peptidyl-prolyl cis-trans isomerase activity. The transcript is spliced from 3 exons.
AACCAUGGUGAUUAAAUCCGGGGUAUAAACUGGCGGCCGUCGUGUCUGCGAGAGAGAUAUGGAGGUUCAAGCAGCACCGCACGUCCUGAUGAUGGUGGACUGCGGGACGGCGACCACCAAAAAAGUUCGCGAUGUGGCCCGAGCUUCCUGCUCCGGACAGCGCUUGUAUCACAACGUGUCUUGAGGUCCCUUCCGCUUAAGGCCGCUUUAUUUCUGCUUGACGCACAACUAUAAAUAUGGCAGAGACCGAGGAAGUGAAGAGUCCAGCUUCGAACAAACGUCCGCUAUCGGAUGUUGAAGGCGAAGCACAUGCCAACGGCGAUGAAUCCUCCUCAGACGAUGAUUUCGGCCCUGCUCUUCCCUCUGCAGCAGCGCCAAAAAAGAAGCGACGCAAGCUUGCGUUCGAAAAGGUCUACGUGAAUUCCCUUCCAGCGUCCUCCCGCUACUCGAAGUCGCUCAUGCACAAGGACCAACUGUCCUUCAUCACAAUUACGCCUCAUACAGACUUUUUGAUUACAAGCUCUGUGGAUGGAUUUGUCAAGUUCUGGAAGAAGCUGGCUGUGGGUGUCGAGUUCGUAAAGGAGUUUCGCGCGCAUACCACGGAGAUUACGAGCGUGAGUGUCAGCGCCGAUGGGAGGAGCUUCGCGACAGCCGGGGCAGAUAAGACUGUGAAGAUAUUCGACGUGAUCACAUUCGAUCUCCUCUCAAUGUUGCAGCUCGACUUUACACCGCGUUGUUUAUGCUGGGUGCACCGACGGGGGGCGUCUCUACCUAUGCUCGCUGUCACAGAUGAAUCAAGUAAUAAGAUUCUGCUCUACGAUGGACGAGGCGAGAAUACUCAGCCUCUACAUACUCUCACCAACAUCCACAGGAAGCCUGUGGUGGCGAUUGCCUUCAACGACGCCUACGGCUGCGUUAUAUCGGCGGAUGAGUCGGGGAUGAUUGAGUACUGGCGAUCCGGGGACGGGUCAUUUGAGAAACCAGACAACGUGUUUGAACUGAAGUCCUCGACGGACUUGUUUGAAUUCAAGAAAUCCAAAUCCGUGCCUGCGUCUAUCACGAUAUCGCCUUCGGGCCAGCAAUUCUCGACCUUCUCCUUCCCUGAUCGCCAGGUCCGCGUAUUUGACUUUCCCACUGGAAAGCUCUACAGGAAAUACGAUGAGUCGCUUCCUACCAUUAUCGAGAUGCAGCAGGCUGGCACAGCAUUGCAGAAGCUAGAUGAAAUCGAAUUUGGUCGACGACUGGCCGUCGAACGGGAACUCGAGAACCCUGUUACGCAACCCAAGGUGAAUGUGAUUUUCGAUGAAUCAGGGCAUUUCAUUCUCUAUGGCUCUGUGUUGGGUAUCAAAUGCAUUAACACCUUUACGAACCGGGUUGUCCGGGUGUAUGGCAAAGACGAGCCGUUCCGUGCGCUCAAUCUUGCCAUUUAUCAAGGCCAACCACAGAAAAAAGGCCUCGUAACUGUCAGCAUGGCCGCUAGCUCAAAUCCACUACUUCAAGAAGCUGAAGUGCGCGAUCCGAUGCUGGUCAGCACUGGUUUCGGUAAAGUCCGCUUCUACAUCUUCACGAACGAAACCGAGAUUUCCAAAUCAUCUCGUGAUGUUCAGAACGAAAAGCCUCGUCAGGGAGGCGACCGCGAAGCUACGGUCCAGAAGCAUACAGAGACUGGUACUUCGGCCAUCCUUCACACUACCAUGGGUGAUAUCCAUCUCCGCCUCUUCCCGACCGCAGCCCCCAAGGCAGUCGAGAAUUUUGUCACCCAUGCCCGUAAUGGAUAUUACAACAACACUAUAUUCCACCGUGUGAUACGCAAAUUCAUGAUCCAGGGCGGAGACCCGAACGGUGAUGGUACAGGGGGCGAGUCCAUCUGGGGUGGUGAGUUUGAAGAUGAAUUCUCAAGUCUAAAGCAUGAUAAGCCAUACACGCUCAGUAUGGCCAAUGCCGGACCCAACACAAACGGUAGUCAGUUCUUUAUCACGACAGAGAAAACGCCGUGGUUGGACGGCAAACAUACGAUCUUUGGCCGGGCGGUUGCGGGGCUGGAUGUGGUGCAUAAAAUCGAGAAUACGAAGGUAUACAAGGAGAAACCAGAAGUGGAUAUCAAAAUCGUCAGUAUCAGCGUCUCUUGAGAUGCGUUUUGACAAUUUUUCUUUUUCUUAUUAGUCAAACGGCUGCUAUUUACUCUCAAUACGGUCAACUGGGUAAUGUAUUGUAGGCAAUAUCACGUGGAACUUUGUACGCGGCGUAUUUAUAUAUAUUGCAACCCUCUUGGUAUUCAUAUUCUAAAUUGAAUGGAGAUGCUAAUAUGAUACAACGGAACCCAAAUAUCUGGAUCUUGAAGUAAUUAUGUAUUUAAUUAGCGGAUGCAAUGUGAAUAAAUAUAUAUCA